Messenger RNA from Cloeon dipterum, 1075 nucleotides. RefSeq lists its product as uncharacterized. The record is from RefSeq and is a predicted model, not a curated record. The transcript has 8 exons. NCBI's taxonomy places the organism in Eukaryota, Metazoa, Arthropoda, Insecta, Ephemeroptera, Baetidae. The coding region runs from base 63 to 884 and encodes 273 amino acids.
UCUGCCUAUAUAAAGUGAGCGCCACAUCGCACUGCACUAAUCUCUUCUUCACUGAAGCCAAGAUGAGGGUGCUAUCGGCAGUAGUGCUGUGUAUUCAGCUUGCUGUUGUGCUUUGUGAAGAUCCACCGACUACAACCACAACCACGGAAGCUACCACAACCACGGAAGCUACCACGACAACGGAAACGCCUGCAACCACAACCAUAAUAACAACCACUAAGAAGACAACCACCACGAAGCCUCCCAACUGUGCUGGAACGAACUAUGAGAAAAUGAGAAAAUGCUGUUCAGAGCCUCCAGCAAUUUUGGUCAACAUCACCAAGAAGGACAAGACUUGCGGCAUAAGCGCCAGCAACAUCAAAGUGUUUAACAUGUUUAUCAUGAAUAAGCAGCAAACCACAAAGAAGGGAUGGAAUAACUCUUUCCCCAUUAAUGACACCAGCGUUGGAAAGAGCCUUUACCCUCUUGCAUAUUUUGCUGACUGCUGGCUCAGGGCUAAGGGAGUGAUUAACAAUGAAACCGGCCAAAUUUAUCCAGAACGAAUGCCGUAUUUUACCACAAAUCAAAGUUCAUACUGGACGUCUGUUAUAUCAAACGCUGCAUCCAAUUGUCUCUAUUCAGUUAUUGAAGAUUUGUCUCCUCCGAAAUUCGUGAAAGAUAAAAAGUCGAACGUAAGCAGCGCAGCAUUCUUCGUAGCCCAAUGCAUUGCUUUCGCCUCAAUCGAAUACUGCGAAAAGAGAGUGAACUCAACUUCAUGCAACAAAGAUUACAAAAUGUUCGACGCUUGCAAAAAUUACGUCUUUCCACGCGUGCUUAAAGAAGAUUUGUUUGAAUUAACUGCCUCGCAAUCGGCUCCUCGUAAGGUAGCUGGAAAAACGGUUUAAAGAACUGGCAAAUGACACGGCAAGAGGAAGGGUUCGAGUUCAAGAAUGGCUACUAGAUUUGAUGAUGACCUAUGCGAGAUAUCCGGAUCAUGCAUUCUAAUGUUAAGAAACCCUUGAAUAAAUCGGUAGCUAUCUGUAAAAUGAAAUAAAUAAAAUUUAAAUUGUGUUAAUCAUGCAAGCAAGAAACAAAA